AUAAUUACCAUGAAGUUUAUUGGCUCUCUUCUUUAUCUUUUAUUAAUAUUAAUAACUAUUGCAAGUAUCGUCACAUCGGAGCCUAAGGCAAGAUCAAGAAGAAGCAUUGACUUUAAUGAUGUAGUUAAAUUACCUGGAUACAGAAUGCCUCGGAGUUUUAAACCAGACACUUAUGAACUUGAAAUAAAACCUUACACAAUAAAUGCUACUUUUGUUGGGAGUCUUAAAAUAUUUGGCAAUUGGAUCAGUGAUGGCUCACGAAUAAAAUUGGACGCUGAUCGUGGUUUGGAUAUCACUAACAUAAAUAUCCAAUGUAUCGCUCCGAAUACUACGUCGACAUUUGAAGAUGCCAACGUAGCUGAGCGUGAGCACAAUAUACAAAAAUCUGAAUUAAAUAUCGAUUUGGAACAAUGGUACACCGGAGGACAAAAAUGUAUCAUAAAUAUUAAUUACACUGGUAAUAUUUCAACGUCUGACUCGUAUGGAUUUUUCAUGAAUUCAUAUCUGGAUACUCUCGCUCAAGCCCACACAUUUCUCGCUACUCAUCUGAGACUCAAUAAUGCAAGAAAACUAUUUCCUUGCAUCGAUGAGCCGGAAUAUAAGGCAACCUUUGAGCUUUCCUUGAUCCGUCCAAAAAAUCUCCAUUCUCAUUCAAAUAUGCCUCUCAUAGCGUCUACUGAGAUAUCAGGAGAGCCGAAUUUAAUGAGAGAUAUUUUUGAAAAAACUCCUGAAAUUUCGACGUACCAAUUGUCAUUUAUGAUUUCGGAUUUUGAAAGUAUGUCACCCAGUAGAUCUGUUAAUCCGACAGAAGGUCGCGCUCCGCUGGAAAUAAAAAUCUGGGGAAGAAAAGAAUAUUUGCCAACAUUGUCCAAAGUUCCAAAUAAAAUUGUUACAAUUGUUAAUUACUUACAAAAUUAUUUUAAUAUUUCAAUCGGUCUGCCUAAAUUGGAUCUUGUGGCUAUGCCGAUGUACACCGCUUCAAAAGCGUCCGACAGUUGGGGUCUUAUGUUUUUCAAAGAAAGUGAAUUGAGCAGUCCAUCAGUUUGGAAUACAGCUUAUGAAUUAAUUUAUCAAUGGAUUGGACAAAGAAUUACUCCUUUCCGAUGGAGUGACGCUCAAGUUAACAAAGCGCUUAAUUCAUUUUUAGCGUCUAAAACAACAGUAGACAUUGAUCCAAAUGAAACGGAGGGAAAAUGGCCAAUGACACUUUUAUACUCUCUGUACUACGAGUUUGGUAAAACAUUGCCGUUUACCCGAGUCGCUGGUAUAAGACACGAAGCGACGUGCUCAAAAACUGAAUUGGUAUUCCGCAUGUUUAAUUAUACACUUGGUGAAGAUAUUUUCCGUCAGGGAGUCCAAAAAUUUAUUCACGAAUCAGCUAAAAAUCGGAGUUUUUAUGCUAAUGAAAUAUUCAGUCAAUUGGAUGAAGUGAGGGUGAAGAAUAAUUUAACCCUGCCUAAUGACCUGACAAUCAGCAGCAUCGCAGCGCCUUGGAUAAAUAGAGACCGUGUACCAGUGGUAACAGUAACUCGCGAUUACGAAACCGGAAGUAUAACCUUCACACAAAAUGUAUUUCUUCGUCAAGUACCACCAGCUUCUAAUGAAAAAAUGUCUUAUUUAUGGGACAUACCAAUUAUAAUGGUAUCACAAAAUGAUUUGAAAUUUUCUAAACUUUAUCCUAAUUUAUGGUUGACUAAAAGUGACAGUACAAUCACUGUACCAGAUUCUACAUCCAAAGAUCAUUUUGUUAUUGUUAAUCCAGAAGAAAUAGGAAUGUUUCCGGUAAAUUACGAUCUCUGCAAUUGGCAAAUGUUAAGUGAAUUUCUUCAAGGACCCAACCGAGAAACAAUACCGGUGUUAACUCGCGCUAAACUAUUACAUGACGCCUGGAAUAUGGCGUACUCGGGUAAUUUUUGCUUCCAAGUAGCGCUCAAUAUGACACUAUUUUUGAAAAACGAAACAAGUCACGUUGUCUGGCAGCCGUUUUUCACCAUGAUUGAUCACGUUGGCAGAAAAAUCCAAGAAUCAGAGACUGUAGCAUCUAAUUUUGAAGCGUACAUCUUCAGUCUCCUUGAGCCGUUGUACAAGAAUCAGCUUGGCGAGACGGCAAGUCCGAAUGAGCCUUCGUGGAAAACUCACAUGAGAGGGCUUGUCAAGAAUUUCUUAUGUCGCGCCGGUUAUCGUCCUUGCAUCGAAGAAGCCAAAGAACAGUAUAAAAAGUGGAUGAAGGAUGAUGAACCCGAUGAAGGAAAUCCAGUCGCGAAUGAAUUUAUUUGUCCAGUUUUCCGAUGGGGCACGAUGGAAGAAUGGGAGUUUGGUCUUCAAAGAGUAAUUAAUUUUCCCCAGAAAACAAUGGAGCGAAAACAGAGCGAGCGGACAUAUUUAUUGAAAACAUUAGCGGGAUGUCCUGUUGAUAAAAGUAAAAUUGAAAGGCUAUUGAAUGUUACAAUUCUUAAUGAAAAUUCAAACUUCACGGAUUCCGAUAUUCAAUUAAUCUACAGUACCUUGACAGGAAGCGCAACCGGAUAUUUUGCAUUAUUUGAUUUUCUCGUAGACCACUGGGAUCUGAUGAAGCAAAGAUUUGAAAGCAAAGAGCAUUUGUGGAACGGUAUUAUUAACUCAGCUACUUCAUCAUUCAGCACUCAGGAAGGCUAUGAUAUGGUAUCGCAAUUGUACAAAGACCGUCAAAGGGAGGCUGAUCCUUCAGAAGUCAUUAUUAAAAAAGUAAUGGGAGAUUUAGAGGAAGAAUUGAAGUGGAGUAAAAAAAAUCUUCCUGUUAUUGAAGAAUGGUUGAACAAUCAUCUCGAUCAACAACGACCGUCGUUACUCAUGUCUUCCGCUCGUCAUACAACAAUUACUGCUGCUACUACUACAACUAGUUCUACUCUAACUCCAAUAGCUGGAUAA
Cotesia congregata is the source of this 2907-nucleotide messenger RNA. The record is from the annotation of a GenBank genome assembly. NCBI's taxonomy places the organism in Eukaryota, Metazoa, Arthropoda, Insecta, Hymenoptera, Braconidae.